AUGAGCUCGCCAAAACGCCGGAUCGAAUCAGACGUCAUGAAAUUAUUGAUGAGUGACUACGAGGUGAACUUGGUUAACGACAGCAUGCAGGAGUUCUACGUCAACUUCCCCGGGCCUAAGGACACGCCGUUCGAGGGCGGUUCCUGGAAGGUGCGGGUCGAGUUGCCGGAUCAAUAUCCAUACAAGUCGCCGUCGAUCGGUUUCACAAACAAGAUUUUCCACCCAAACAUCGAUGAGACGUCAGGGUCUGUCUGUUUAGAUGUGAUAAACCAGACAUGGUCGCCGAUGUUUGAUAUUUUCAACGUUUUCGAGACAUUUUUGCCCCAGUUGUUGAUCUACCCCAACGCGGCUGAUCCUUUGAACGGCGACGCCUCUGUUUUGUUCAAUAAGGAUAUUCAAGCGUAUAAUGAGAAGGUCAAGGACUAUGUGAAGAAGUACGCUACCAACGUGUCGAUGGAUGAAGAGGAAGACAACGCCGACGACGAUGGCGAAUUGAGCGACGUGGGAAGUUUUGAUUCCGAUGAAGACAUGGAAGAUGAUGAGGUGGCUGGCCACUUGGAUAUGUAA
Molecule: messenger RNA, 567 nt
Organism: Babjeviella inositovora NRRL Y-12698
Lineage: Eukaryota; Fungi; Ascomycota; Pichiomycetes; Serinales
Gene: UBC8
Product: E2 ubiquitin-conjugating protein
Exons: 3
Coding region: 1-567 (188 amino acids)
Biological process (GO): protein polyubiquitination; ubiquitin-dependent protein catabolic process
Cellular component (GO): nucleus
Molecular function (GO): ubiquitin conjugating enzyme activity
Source: RefSeq, a predicted model, not a curated record